Messenger RNA from Notechis scutatus (mainland tiger snake), 1298 nucleotides. The record is from RefSeq and is a predicted model, not a curated record. NCBI's taxonomy places the organism in Eukaryota, Metazoa, Chordata, Lepidosauria, Squamata, Elapidae.
GCAAAAUGUGUCUGGAAGCAUCCUCCAGGGGAUGAAAUCUACCGCAAAGGCCCAAUCUCAGUAUUUGAAGUAGAUGGGAAAAAGAACAAGAUAUAUUGCCAAAACUUGUGCCUUCUGGCAAAGCUCUUCUUGGACCAUAAGACUCUGUAUUACGAUGUUGAACCAUUUCUUUUCUACGUCAUGACAGAAGCUGAUAACACAGGAUGCCACCUAAUAGGCUAUUUUUCCAAGGAGAAGAACUCAUUUCUCAACUAUAAUGUUUCUUGCAUACUGACAAUGCCUCAGUACAUGAGGCAGGGUUAUGGUAAAAUGCUUAUCGAUUUCAGCUAUUUACUCUCCAAAGUGGAAGAGAAAGUUGGCUCCCCAGAAAGGCCCCUCUCAGACUUGGGACUUAUUAGCUACCGCAGUUACUGGAAGGAGGUUCUUCUCCGUUAUCUGCAUAAUUUCCAAGGCAAAGAAAUCUCCAUUAAAGAGAUCAGCCAAGAGACAGCUGUCAAUCCUGUCGACAUUGUUAGCACUCUGCAAGCCCUUCAGAUGCUCAAGUACUGGAAAGGCAAACACCUGGUUCUAAAAAGACAGGAUCUUAUUGAUGAAUGGAUAGCCAAAGAGGUCAAAAGGUCCAACAGCAGUAAAAUCAUGGAUCCCAGCUGUUUGAAAUGGAGCCCUCCCAAGGGCACUUAAUUAACCAGUCUCUCCAAAAAGUGUGAACAUUCCACUGGUGUGCUGCCAUCAUCACCAUUCUGGAUACUUUUUCUUUGUCCAUAGCUAGAAACAUCAUUUCAGUUCUUGGAUCUCUUGGUACCAGCUCUCCCUUUUCAGAUGUACUUGUAGUGUUUCACUUUUUAAAGAACCUUUUUGACCAUACACUUUGUCCAUGAGGCAAGAUUGAAAAGAUGAAAGAGUUCUGGACAAUAUUAAUGUGGCCUCAAGAAAGUGUAGUAAGAUUUAUUUACUCCUCCAUUAGCUAUAUGCUUGGGUUGCUUCUCAUAUUUUUAGUUUUGUAACUUGUUGCUUCUAUUGUAGCCCUCAGAUGUAGUCCACCUAUGCAAUACAGUGGAAUUGCAAAUGUGAUGGAAAGGAUCAUGUUGCUUUAUCUUACUUACAGAUGGGGCAGCAGGGACAGAAAAAGAUCAAUGUUAAAUUUCUCUGUUAAAGGAAAGCUAGUGGGGCCAGGGACAGAGGUUCUCAUCAGUCCCAUUCCUAUACUAGUUUUCAUUUUCACAUUUUUAAUAGAUAAAAGACCACUCAAAAAAACAACAAUCCUUUGCAUUUUUUUCUGAAAUGCUCCACUCCAUACU